AUGCUGCGGCCGGAGCGCCUCUGCCUCUUCCUCCUUCUCCUCCUCCUGCACGUCGCCCGCGUCGCUUCCCCUGCUCCUCCGGCCAUCCCGAGGCCGGUCAACAGCACAGAGGGACCGCGGGCCACCGCGGGUAACGGGACGCAGCAGGACACGGUGCCAGUGCCGGCAUCGCGGCGACCGCCGGGGUCGGGGCUGCUGCCGGGGGCGGGGUUGCCGGUACUGAAGCGGGCGGUGUACGUGCUGAGCGCCCUCUCCUUGUUGGCUGCUCUCUAUUUCCUCCUCCGGGCGUUCCGCCCUAGGUCGGAGGGACCCAGACAUGAGCGCAAAACUCAUUCCAGGUUGAAGAAGCCUCCAAGGAAGAAGUAUGGCCUCCUGUCCAGCUAUGAUGAGCACAUGGAGAUGGCCUCCUUGGACAGCGACGAGGAGACCGUGUUCGAAACGAGGAACCUGAGGAGGUGA
Messenger RNA from Indicator indicator, 459 nucleotides. RefSeq names its product family with sequence similarity 174 member C (gene FAM174C). NCBI's taxonomy places the organism in Eukaryota, Metazoa, Chordata, Aves, Piciformes, Indicatoridae. The transcript is spliced from 2 exons. The record is from RefSeq and is a predicted model, not a curated record. Gene Ontology annotation, cellular component: extracellular region. The coding region runs from base 1 to 459 and encodes 152 amino acids.